UAGAUUAAACAUUUCCAAAUGGCUGCUGCCAAGAACCACAUCAAAAUCCAUGAACAAUGUAAAGUGUCUCCUAAUUCUGCAAACCAAUUGUCUCUUCCUCUCACUUUCUUAGACUUGAAUUGGCUAAGAUUUCACCCAGUUGAACGUAUCUUCUUCUACACCCUUCCAAAUUCACAAUCAUACCCUACUUUCUUCUUUCAAAACCUUGUUCCAAGACUCAAAUCUUCACUCUCUUUAGCCCUCCAACACUUUCUCCCUAUAGCAGGUAAGAUUGUUUGGCCUUCUGAUUCUCCAAAACCAAUCAUCCAGUUCAAUCCAAAUAAUGAUGGAGUUUCGUUGGUCUUAGCACAAUAUGAUGACGAUGUAGUUUCCUUCGAUAAAAUUGUGGAGCACAAAUCACCACAAGAAGCUUCUUUGUCUCGUUUGUUUGUACCUCACUUAGAAUCAACGGAUUCUUUUGCUUCUAUCAUUUCAAUUCAGAUAACUCUUUUUCCGAAAAGUGGGUUUUCUAUUGGAAUAAGCACACACCAUGCUGUUCUUGAUGGAAAAUCUUCAACCAUGUUCAUCAAAGCGUGGUCUUCUAUAUGUAAAUCUUUUGAAGAAGAAACACAAUCAUCAAAUUUAGAGCCUUUUUUGAAACCAUUUUUGAGUAGGGAAGUAAUCAAUGAUCCAAAUGGUUUUGAGAGUGUGAUCAUAGAUAGUUGGAACAGAAUCUCAACACAUUUUGAUGAGUGCAACGUGAGAAGCUUAAAGAUUAUGUCAAAUUUUUUUGAACCAAAAGUUAAGGAUUCCCUUCGAGUCGCCUUCGAGCUCACACGUGAAGAUUUGGAGAAAUUAAACAAAAGCGUGUUGUCCAAAUGGAACAAUAUUGAAGAAGGAUCACAAGAACAAGAACAACCUAAGAAAUUGUCAACUUUUGUUCUUACAUGUGCUUAUGUUUCCGUUUGCAUAGCAAAAGCAAAACAACAAUAUGAAAGCAAUCAAAAACAAAAAUUUUGUUUUGGUUUUGCUGUGGAUAUCAGAUCAAGAUUAGAUCCACCAAUUCCCGAAAACUAUUUCGGAAAUUGUGUAACUAAUCAAUUAAUUGAUACCGAGCCAGAAGACUUUACAAAGGAAGAUGGAGUUGUGAUUGUUGCAAAGAAAAUUUAUAGUAAAAUUAUAAACAUGGAUAAGGGUUUUCUUGAUGGAAUAGACACAUUGUUGUCUAGAUAUAUGGAUAUUGUUAGUGAAGGAAUUCAAGGAAUAGGAGUUGCAGGGUCAACAAGGUUUGGAGUAUAUGAGAUUGAUUUUGGUUUUGGAAGGCCUGCAAAAGUGGAGACAACUUCAGUUGAUAGAGGAAUAACAAUUGGAUUAACAGAAAGUAGAGAUUUGAAAGGUGGUGUGGAAUUUGGGCUUGUUCUUGAUAAGCAUGUGAUGGGUUUUUUCAAUACCAUUUUUCAUGAAGGAUUAUGCUUGGAUUGAUGAGGUUACUAUAGUUGGAUAUUGAAUAUGGAAUGAUGAUGGAUGAAUGAGUUUUUACAAUUUACCUUUCUUAAUCAAUAAAUGUUAUUUUUUUU
This is a messenger RNA of Medicago truncatula (barrel medic), 1556 nucleotides long. RefSeq names its product phenolic glucoside malonyltransferase 1. The record is from RefSeq and is a predicted model, not a curated record. The coding region runs from base 19 to 1461 and encodes 480 amino acids. The transcript has a single exon. Lineage: Eukaryota; Viridiplantae; Streptophyta; Magnoliopsida; Fabales; Fabaceae.